AUGCAGUAUCGCAUUGCAGCUCUCUUCGCCGUGACGGCCGCCGCCGUCCCCAUCAUCUUGAGCGGUGACAACGCUGUCGUAGCCCGUUCAGAGGACGACCUUAUACGUAACCUUGACCUGGGCCUUAAUCUCCUGGGAGAUGGAACCACCACUGGCACAGCAAACGCAAAGCGUGCCGACGAAGAUCUGAUCGGUAACCUCGGCCUCGGUGCUAAUGUCGCUGGAGAUGGAACCACCACUGGCGUAAAGAAUGCCAAGCGUGAAGAGAAUGAUCUCAUUGGCAAUCUCGGCCUCGGUGCUAAUGUCGCGGGGGAUGGAACCACUACCGGUGUCAAGAACGCGAAGCGUGAAGAGAAUGAUCUCAUUGGCAAUCUCGGCCUCGGUGCUAAUGUCGCUGGAGAUGGAACCACCACUGGCGUAAAGAAUGCCAAGCGUGAAGAGAACGGUGUUAUCAGCGACUACGCCGACUUGGCAUCCGACUUUGCCAAAGCCUUUGAUAAACGCUCAUCUGAGGAUGGUGUUAGUAACCUCGGCCUUGGUCUCAAUGUUGCAGGCGACGGCGAUACUACCGGUGUCAAGAACGCAAAGCGCAAUGAAGAAGACCUAAUCGGUAACCUCGGUGUCGGUGCCAAUGUUGCAGGGGAUGGAACCACCACUGGAGUGAAGAAUGCCAAACGGUCCACAGAUAUCGAUGUGGGUGGCCUCGGUAUUGGUCCAGCCGAUGUGGGCAUUCCGGUCAUUGAUCCUGAUGUUUAA
Penicillium angulare is the source of this 756-nucleotide messenger RNA. RefSeq lists its product as uncharacterized. NCBI's taxonomy places the organism in Eukaryota, Fungi, Ascomycota, Eurotiomycetes, Eurotiales, Aspergillaceae. The transcript has a single exon. The record is from RefSeq and is a predicted model, not a curated record. Bases 1 to 756 code for a protein of 251 amino acids.